This is a messenger RNA of Macrosteles quadrilineatus (aster leafhopper), 1565 nucleotides long. RefSeq names its product UDP-glucosyltransferase 2-like. The record is from RefSeq and is a predicted model, not a curated record. The transcript has 7 exons. The coding region runs from base 39 to 1565 and encodes 508 amino acids. Gene Ontology annotation, molecular function: UDP-glycosyltransferase activity. NCBI's taxonomy places the organism in Eukaryota, Metazoa, Arthropoda, Insecta, Hemiptera, Cicadellidae.
GCGCACGUCGAGUUGAAAAGUGGAUAAGGAUUGACAAGAUGCACUAUUCAUGGCUACUGGUAGUUGCACUGUAUACAAGUGGCUGCAGCAGUGCUCGGAUCCUAGUUCUCCAGCCCAUGCCUGCCAGAGGACAUCUGAUUGUGACGGAGCCUCUAUUCGAGGAACUUGCUGCUAGAGGGCAUCAACUGACUGUGGUGACCAGCUUCCCUCACAAAUCUCCGGUACCCAACCUAGACGAGAUUGACGUGUCUGAGGAGACCGAGGCGAGCAAAUGGGUUGGAAACAUCGCCUUGGAGGGAAUCAGACAAAACAUGCCCAACCAGCUGCACUCCCCGCUGUAUAUGGCGAAGAACGAUUACGACAUGUGCAAAGCGGUUUACUCCAAUAAUCAAGUAAAAAUGCUUCUAAAAUCCACCAAGAAGUUCGAUAUGGUGAUCACCGAGGUAUUCACCAACGAUUGCUUUGCUCCUUUCGCGUCUAAGUUUGGAGCUCCUCUUGUAUCAAUAGUUACUAGUUUCCCCCUACCGUGGCUGUCAGACCGUGUAGGACUACCGGACAACCCUUCGUAUAUACCUAACUACUAUCUGGAUGUAGGUAGUGAAAUGACAUUCUUUGAGAGAGUUUAUAAUACCUUUUUCUUAAUUUACACAAAGUUACUUUACCACCUCGUGUUUUUACCCAAAGUACAAAAUAUGGUCGAUGAAUACUUUGAAGGACUACCCCCAAUCGAAGAGAUUGUUAGAAAUACCUCGCUAAUAUUGAUGAACAGUCACCUUUCACUGACCUACAGUCGUCCGUGUACUCACAAUGUGGUGGAGGUUGGAGGGAUACAUAUCAAGAACACUUCGACUAAAGUUCCCCAGGACUUGCUGGACAUUCUUGACAAAUCCACUUCAGGAGUCGUUGUUGUAAGUUUUGGAUCGAUGGUUCGCAUGGCUUCCCUUCCAGACAACUUAUUAAAGGCAUUUUUGGCCUCAUUUGCGAAAAUUCCUCAAACAGUAAUUCUUAAAUAUGAAGAGGAAUUGGCGGAUGUUCCAAAAAACGUUGUAGUCAGGAAAUGGCUUCCGCAAAGAGAAAUCACAGAACACAAGAACGUAGUGGCGUUGCUCAUUCACGGAGGACUUGCCAGUAUCACGGAGGCAGUGUACUAUGGCAAGCCUGUGAUCGGCGUGCCUAUCUUCUCAGACCAGUUCCUCAACAUCAAGACCAUCGUCAGGCACGGUGCUGGGGUCUUGCUGAACAUUGACGAUAUCAGUGAACAGACCUUGGACUCAGCUCUGCGCAGCGUGCUCAUCAACCCUGAGUUCACACUGAAGGCCAGACAGCUGUCGGCAAAGUUCCGAGACAGACCGAGGACGGCUCUUCAGAUAGCCGUGUACUGGGUGGAGUACGUCCUAGACCACAAUGGAGCACCACAACUGAGACCCUCGUCCGUGGACCUCCGUCUCGGUCAGUACCUGCUGCUGGACAUUGUGGCUCUGGUGCUGAUAACGUCCAUAGCUCUGGUCUACUGUGUCUCCUGUAUCCUGAGAUACCACGGGAGUUCUUUAUUGUUCUGUCUGUGA